AUGGAUCAAUUGAUUGGUGUGAUUAACGAGCUUCACGACGCAUUUGCGAAUGUGAAGAUCAACAUAAAACUUAACCUUCCCCAGAUUGCGGUGGUGGGUUCGCAGAGCUGCGGGAAGAGUUCCGUUUUAGAAUCCAUUGUGGGCAAGGACUUCUUGCCGAGAGGGUCUGGCAUCGUGACUCGGUGUCCACUUGUUUUGCAGCUUAUCCAAUUGCCCAAGAACAGCCAGGAGGAGUGGGGGGAGUUUCUGCACCUGCCGAACAAGAAGUUCUUUGUGUUUUCCGAUAUCCGGAAUGAAAUCACGAGGCGUACCAACGAAGUAGCCGGCCCGUCCGCCAUCACGGACAAACCCAUUAACCUGAAGGUGUACUCCGCGCACGUUCUCAACCUCACCAUGGUCGACUUGCCGGGUCUCGUGAUGAACGCUGUCGGCGAUCAGCCAAAGGAUAUUGACCGGCAGAUUAAGGAGAUGGUUACGAGGUAUGUUGCCCCGAAGAACACCAUCAUCUUAGCUAUUUCUCCCGCCAACACGGAUCUCGCCACGAGCCAAUCGCUCCGACUCGCGCACCAACUCGAUCCUGAGGGGAACCGCACGGUGGGUGUGCUCACCAAACUCGAUCUUAUGGAUCGCGGUACGGAUUGUUACGACGUAUUGACGAACAAGGUGCUCCCUCUUCGCCACGGCUUCGUCGGGGUCAUCUGCCGAAGCCAGCAGGAUAUUAACACCGAAAAGGGCAUGGAGGAGGCCCGUGCGUCUGAGCAGGAGUUCUUUCUCAACUCAAGUGUGUAUGCUCCCAUCGCAAAUGAACAGGGAACCGUCUAUCUUAGCAAGAAGCUCAAUGGUCUGUUGCUGGACCACAUUCGCUCCGUCAUCCCGGACCUCAAACUUCAUAUAGAACGACUCAUGGAGGGCACGAAGAAGCAGAUGGAGAAGCUGGGUAUGUUCGAACAAAGCAACAUCGAACCUAGCGCGCAGUUGCUCUCAUUGAUUAAACAAUUCAGUGAUAAGCUGAACCAAACCAUUGAUGGUGGUAUCACGGACGCGAGCAAGGAACUUCUGGGGGGUGCACGGUUGGACUACAUUUUCCACGAGUGCUUCGCAGCCUACGUAACCAGCCUCUCUGCCCGGAAGGAUUUAACAGAUGAGUAUAUUCGCAUCAACACACGCAAUAUGGCCGGUAUGCACGCCACGCUCUUCCCUUCCGAUCAGGUCUUUGUGGCGCUGUCGAAGCAGCAGGUCGGGCGCCUGGAGGAGCCCUCGCUGAAGUGUGUAACCUUCGUCUACGAGGAACUCAUCAAGAUUGUUGAGAUCUGCGCCGGUAAGGUUGAUCGUUUUCAGAAGCUGAAGCAGGCGGUGAUAGGCAUCUGCCAGUCUAUGCUGGUGGAGUUCCGCGGUCCGACGUCUAACCAUGUGCGCACCAUCAUCAACGCCGAGCGUGGCUUUAUUAAUGUGAAGCACCCGCAGAUGGAGGAGCUCGCGCAGCGGGCGUUCUUAAACAUGUACGGCGAUCCCUCAAGGGGGAAGGGCUCGAAGGGGGACGGGUCGGAUGAGCAGAAUGGCAACCCCGAAAAGGGCGGAAAAGAGGAAAAGAACAAGGAGAAGGACAAGGACAAGGACGGGAAGAAGUUCGAAAAGUCCAAAGACAAGGGCAUCAUCGACUCUCUGGCCGCGCAAGGUGAAAAGGGGAAUAUGAACGACGUGCCGAGUCGGAUUAUGCUUGGGAACAGCAUGACGGUGCAUGAGAAGCAUAUGAACAACGCCAUUCGUGAGAUGGUGGAGGGGUACUUCAACAUCGUGAAGGGGAACAUCUCGGAUCAGGUGCCAAAGGCUAUCACGCUGCUCAUGAUCACGAAGCUGCGUGAGGAGGUCUACGCCCGCCUAGUGCGCGAGCUGUACUCGGAGAAGACGGCGAAGGAGCUGCUUUCGGAGAAUCCGAACGUAGCGGCGCAGCGCAAGGCUACAAAGGAAAUGAUGGAGGCGCUUACAAAAGCGCAGAAUGCUCUCAACAAUGUUCGUGAAUAUUCUUUGGUAGUUUAG
Messenger RNA from Phytomonas sp. EM1, 2037 nucleotides. The record is from the annotation of a GenBank genome assembly. NCBI's taxonomy places the organism in Eukaryota, Euglenozoa, Kinetoplastea, Trypanosomatida, Trypanosomatidae.